AUGUGCAGUGGUCCUGACAAAUCAAAAUCUCGUUCAACUUCUUCAUCUUCAUCUGUGGAAGAAGCUUGCUUGAAUUUGCUUCUAACAAUGAUUUUGAAGAAUUUAAGAACCCCUUUAAUGGUGGCUGCAUCCUAUGGAAGCAUUGAUAUUCUUAAGCUUGUACUCUCAUGUCCAGAGGCUGAUGUAAAUUUUGCUUGCGGUAAUGAUAAAAGCACUGCUCUUCACUGUGCUGCUUCAGGUGGUUCGGUUAAUGCAGUUGAAGCUGUUAAACUGCUUUUAUCCGCUGGUGCGAAUAUCAACUGCAUGGAUGCUAAUGGGAACCGUCCAGUUGAUGUUAUUGUUGUUCCACCUAAGCCUGAAGGUGUGAAAACAAUUCUUGAAGAACUACUCGCUGAUAGUGAUUCUGACAGCUCUGUUGAUGGUUGUUCUCUUCCACUGUCUGUUAAUUCAUCAAGUCCUCGUUCAGCUGCCCCUUUAUCGUCAACUGAAAAUGGAUCUCCAUCCUCUCCCGUGGCUACAAAGUUUUCUGAUGCAGCUGUUAACUCGGCCUCAGAAAAAAAGGAAUAUCCAAUCGAUCCAUCACUUCCUGAUAUAAAAAACAGCAUAUAUGCCACGGAUGAAUUUCGCAUGUUUUCUUUCAAGGUUCGCCCUUGUUCCCGUGCAUAUUCUCAUGAUUGGACUGAGUGUCCUUUUGUUCAUCCUGGAGAGAAUGCUAGAAGGAGAGACCCCAGAAAGUUUCAUUACAGCUGUGUGCCAUGCCCUGAUUUUAGAAAAGGGGCUUGCAGACGCGGGGAUAUGUGUGAAUAUGCUCACGGAGUAUUCGAGUGCUGGCUACACCCUGCUCAGUAUCGGACAAGGCUCUGCAAAGAUGGUACUAGUUGUAACCGAAGGGUGUGCUUUUUCGCUCACUUACCUGAAGAGCUGCGUCCUUUGUAUGUGUCCACUGGAUCUGCUGUGCCUUCACCCCGGUCAGCUGCAUCUGCCCCUAAUGUCAUGGACAUGGCUGCUGCUAUGAGCCUUUUUCCUGGUUCACCAUCAUCAAUGUCUCCUAUGUCUCCAUCUCCCUUUGCACAGCCAAUAUCUCCAUCUGGAAAUGGCAUCUCUCACUCAAAUAAUCCUUGGCCACAGCCAAAUGUGCCUGCACUUCACUUACCUGGAAGCAAUAUUCAAACUAGUCGUUUGAGAUCUUCUCUUUGUGCCCGAGAUAUGCCACUUGAAGACUUCAACAAUAUGAUGCAAGACUUCGAUGGUCAGCAGCACAUACUAAAUGACAUUAACUGCUUCUCACAGCCUCGUCUUGGUGCUAUAUCAGUGAGUCGAUCUGGUCGGUCUAAAACACUAACUCCAUCAAAUCUUGAGGAUCUAUUUUCUGCUGAAGUUUCUUCAUCUCCUCGGUAUUCUGACCCAGCAGCAGCUUCUGUAUUUUCCCCAACACACAAAUCCGCUGUCUUCAACCAGUUUCAACAGCUCCAAAGUUCACUAUCACCCAUAAAUACAAAUGUCAUGUCACCUAAGAAUGUUGAGCAUCCUCUAUUCCACCAGGCUUCAUAUGGUGUCUCUUCUCCUGGAAGGAUGUCACCAAGAAGCAUGGAACCCCUCUCUCCAAUGAAUUCUCGAUUGUCCGCAUUUGCUCAGCGUGAGAAACAGCAGCAACAGAUGCGGAGCCUCAGUUCAAGAGAACUUGGUGCUAACAAUCCCGUCUCGGCUGUCGGAUCUCCAGUUAACUCCUGGUCUAAGUGGGGAUCCCCUAAUGGAAAAGCAGAUUGGUCAGUAAAUGGAAACGACUUUGGUCGAUCUCAAAGAUCCACACCAUUCGAGCAUGGAAACAACGGAGAAGAGCCUGAUCUAUCUUGGGUCCAAUCUCUUGUCAAGGAAUCUCCACCCGAGAUAAAAGAGAAACUUGCAGUUUCUGGCCCUAUUGCAUCUGCUGAACUGAAACCCAAUCCUCAAGGAGAGUCUAUCGAUCAUUCAGUUUUAGGAGCUUGGCUGGAGCAAAUGCAGCUGGAUCAACUUGUAGUCUAG
Molecule: messenger RNA, 2022 nt
Organism: Vicia faba (fava bean)
Lineage: Eukaryota; Viridiplantae; Streptophyta; Magnoliopsida; Fabales; Fabaceae
Source: the annotation of a GenBank genome assembly